AUGAGCUCUAUUACCUCACCUGGAACAGGCACCCCGCAGCAGAAGCGGAAGAGAAACAGAGUACCCCUGAGCUGUACAAUAUGUCGAAAGAGGAAAGUUAAGUGUGACAAAGGACGGCCUCAGUGCCAGCAAUGUGUCAAGACUGGUGUUGGUCAUCUAUGCCAUUAUAUGGAACAGACGUGGGCUGAAGAAGCCGAGAAAGAGCUGUCGAAGGAUUCGGAGUUGAAGCAGCUUAGAGAACGUGUGAAGUCUUUGGAAGAAACUCUUUCAAAAGUUCAUGCCACUACGACGAAUCCUAUGACCAGUGCUAACCAGAGUCCAGCGUCAGAUGGUUUGAAUGUCGGUUGUCCUCAUGCAGGUGGCAGUACUCAACGGCUGUUAUCCGGAUCCAAUGGAAAUUCACCUAUUCUAAGUACGGAACAAACGCCAUCCAAUGAGAAUAAGUAUGAUAACGAUGAGUUGGAUUUGACAAGACAGUUCGAUAUGUUACAUUUGAAAAAUAAUGGUACUGUGCAUCUUGGAGCUACCCAUUGGUUGGCAAUAAUGAAAGGUGAUCCUUACUUAAAACUUCUCUGGGGUCAUAUCUUCACAUUAAGAGAGAAGCUCACGGAAUGGUAUUCUCAGAAACGGAAAUCUAGUACCGUCUCCGCUGGUGCAGGUACAUGUCCCGUCAUUCAUGGCUCAAUACAACAAUCCAAAUGUCCAGUUGCACAUGCAACUAGGAACGUUGCAGAGAGACCGAAGAGCUCUGAGUCACGUUGCCCUGUAGCACAUGCUCCUAGGCCCGAGAAAAACUCCACACAAAAAUGCCCUGUUGACCAUAGUGCUUUCAUCGGUUCUGCUAGCUCGGGUCAAUGCCCCGUGGCACAUACCGUUGUCAAGGAAGAAGUUGACGCAACUACUUCUGGAUGUCCAAUAGACCACACAAAGUUUUCCUCUAUGGAAGGUUCUCCUGAUCCUGCAGCUAAGGGAAAGCUUCCGGCUUUGCCGUCUUUCCAAAAUUUGACAGCGAAAUGUCCAAUGCUUCGCGAGGGAACUCCAACCCCAACGUUGAACAGCCAGGAAUCUGGGCAUAAUUCGAAACGCACUAGUGUAGUGCCGGAGAUGUCAUCAGAGCAGGCCACUGAUGCCAUAAGCAAGGCCUUGCCACCAAAAAAAAUCGUAUUCCUUUUCAUGGAUAAAUUCUUUAAUCACAUUUACCCAAUCGUACCUAUACUUGAUGAGCAGACCUUCAAACUACAGGUAAAUCAAAUUUUGCAAACAAAUAAUAACCAAACAACUGUCAAAUUGACGAAGCCGUUAGAUGCUUGUGUUUUGGGGAUAUUAUUGAUUAUUUUGAGAAUAACAUGGCUUUCCUUGACUCCCAACGCAUGCAAUAUCAAGUUAGGACCAGAGUGCGAAUCGUUAAAAUUAGAACCUACAUACUCCGCUACUAUCACACAGGCUAAAGAGGAAGCCAUGCUAUUAAAAUACGAAACACCUAUUGAAACAGUGGAGAUUGUAAGGAAAUUUUUGAUCAAGUUUGAUGAAAUCAGUAGUUUCGCAAACUCCAAUGUUAACAUCACCACAGUUCAAUUUGCCAUUUUCUACAAAUUGUAUCUCAUGUCCUCUCCGGAUAAGACGGAUUAUACACAACCCAACACAUUUACCUCAACGGGUCAAGAUAAUGAGACCCACCAAGUUCUUAUGUCCAGUAUUGUGCAAAUGGCUUUCAGCUGUGGAUUGCACCGUGAUCCUGAUAAUUUCCCUCAACUAAACACAGCAGUCAAUGGUUCCAAGUUGACGAAAGAAGCUUUGUCGAAUACCGAGAGAUUGAAACAUACAUGGAGGAAAACCUGGUUCUUUAUUGUCUCACUUGAUGUUCAACAGUCUCUAUCACUAGGUACACCCAGAUUAUUACGUAAUCUAAAUGACUUCAGUGACACUAAACUUCCCUGUGCAUCGAAGAUCGAUUAUGUGAACAAUAUCAAGGAACUCAUCCUGGUCAAGAAUUUCAAAUUGUUCUUCCAAAUUGACUUAUGUAUCAUCUCUGUUUUGAAUCAUAUUUUGAAUGUUUCUCUUGCAAGGACAGUUAGAAAAUUUGAGCUUGACCAACUAAUACAAAGCUUAGGUAAACUACGUGAUGGUGUUACUCCGACGAAUGAUGUUGUCAAUGAUCUUGUUAAUAAAGGCCUAUUAUUUACCACAGAAGGAACUGUGCUUUUGGACCAAAACCCAGAGCAUUCCUAUUCGUUACCAUCCUUAACAUCCGUUCUUUCAACAGUAGAUAAAAGCUCUUCAGAAGAAAAGGAAAAGAAACUCAGUCUCGCCCACGAAUCCACCACAAGAGCUUUGUUUUUCUCAAAACAUGUCACAAUUAGCAUGCUACAAUAUUUGUUAAACUACAUCUUAUUCACGCAUUACGAACCGUUAGGUAACGAAGACCCCGGCACAAGAAUUUUAGCUAAAGAUUAUGCACAAGAAGCCCUCAACUAUGCAGUGGAAGGCUUCAAAAACUGCAUACUCUUCUAUAACAGCACCGGUAUGAACAACAUGUUCAGUUAUAUGGAUGUGCUUUUGUCGCCCACCUGCUUGGACGUCGGACAUCGUGCUUUACAGUUUAUCGUUUGCCUAAUUUUGCGGGCUAAAUGUGGCCCUUUAACAGGUAUGGGUGAAUCCCCAGCUAUAGGUAACCAAAAUAACACUGUUACUAGCAGCAGCGAAGAUGAAACAGACCAAAUGAAGAGAGAUUCAUCCCCAUCUCCAGGAAACGUCCUUACAGAUGUCAGUCUGGAUGCAGGUGAAAACUUAGCCGAAGUUCUCCUCGCAAGAAUGAUCUUAUUUCACAAGUUGACAAAACAAAUCUCUGCCAAAUAUAACUAUGCCGUAAGAAUGACGAAAUCCACAGGUUUCUUUAUCACUUUACUUAAGAAACCUUCCUCGAAAUCCAAAACUAACUCUAAAAACAAAAACCUACCACGUUUGCAUCAACAUCCAAAUAUUGCAAAUAUGACGAGUUUCUUCAAAAACGUUCCAUCAUUGGUACUUUCAGCAGGAGGGGAUCAAAUUAGACGUUGCCCGGUUUAUCAGGACGCAGUUGGGUUUUUGCCUUCGAAAGUAACAAGCGGAACCUUCAACUCGAUUUUUCACUCCACUGCUCCUCCUUCUUUCAACUCUGCCGUUACACAACAAUUGCCCCCACUGAAUAUACAGUAUCAACCAAUCACUUUUAGGGACACUUUAAGACGCACAUCAGAUGUGAGAGGUACUCCUGAAACUGCGAAAAGAAGGAAAGUAGACACCACAUCUAAAAACUUCUCUGAGCAAAAAGUUGAAGUAAAGGUGGAAAAUCCUCAAAUAUCUUUACCACCUUCUCCAGCGCAGAUUUCUGCGGUAACUCCCUUUGAGCCUUUGCUUCCAACUUUGGACAAAGUGCCUGCAGUUCCACAAGGAAAGGUUCCAUAUAGCCCAACACCAAGUUUGUCUGGAACACAGCCUCCUAUUGUUGCACCUUCUAACUUACAGCAAUUAAAUUUCAACUCUCCAGUACCCCCAUCAGAUUUAUCUAACAUCACUGAUUCCCCUGACUUUGAGGACUUCCUAUCCGAACACACAUCACUUAAUGGAUUAAUGAUAAACCCGUCAUCCAUAGUGGAAGCUGUUGGAUUUGAUGGUUAUUCUGGGAAUGGUGGGCUUCGCUUACAAGCCGAUUUCUUACCGAUAGAUAAUAAUGAUGGCUUGAACGAAAUGGCACCCAUCACAGAAUUUUCGAUGUGGGAAUGA
Kluyveromyces lactis is the source of this 3762-nucleotide messenger RNA. It is a transcript of the gene HAP1, whose product is annotated as Hap1p. Lineage: Eukaryota; Fungi; Ascomycota; Saccharomycetes; Saccharomycetales; Saccharomycetaceae. The record is from RefSeq and is a predicted model, not a curated record. Gene Ontology annotation, molecular function: RNA polymerase II cis-regulatory region sequence-specific DNA binding; DNA-binding transcription activator activity, RNA polymerase II-specific; zinc ion binding. The coding region runs from base 1 to 3762 and encodes 1253 amino acids. The transcript has a single exon. Gene Ontology annotation, cellular component: nucleus. Gene Ontology annotation, biological process: DNA-templated transcription; regulation of transcription by RNA polymerase II.